This is a messenger RNA of Austrofundulus limnaeus, 5275 nucleotides long. RefSeq names its product bone morphogenetic protein receptor, type II b (serine/threonine kinase) (gene bmpr2b). Gene Ontology annotation, cellular component: plasma membrane; signaling receptor complex. The transcript has 13 exons. The coding region runs from base 872 to 4045 and encodes 1057 amino acids. Gene Ontology annotation, molecular function: transforming growth factor beta receptor activity; ATP binding. Gene Ontology annotation, biological process: cellular response to growth factor stimulus; vasculature development; protein phosphorylation. The record is from RefSeq and is a predicted model, not a curated record. Lineage: Eukaryota; Metazoa; Chordata; Actinopteri; Cyprinodontiformes; Rivulidae.
ACCGCCCCUUCCCGGCUGAGUGGGACCCGAUCGCAGCAACCUGACACCGGAGACGGCCGCUCCAGACAAGCCCGCAAACGAGGCGUUCCCAGCCGCCCGCAUCACACCGACAGAUAACCAUCUCCUCCGUCCGCCUGGCUCCAAACACCGGGAGGGGGAAUCAUCUCCGUCCACCGCGCACCAGGAUAGCUGAGACGGACGACGACAACUUUAUUUCAUUUUAAUUUUAUUAUUUUAUCAUUUAUAAUCGAGAAACGAGACUGGACGAGCUGAACUAACUGGUUAGCUCUGUGGCUAGCGUCCUUAGCCUCCAUAGCAACUGGAACAAUUUUAUUUUUUAUGUUGUCAUUUUUAGCCACAGAGUGAGAAAGGUGGACUUCCCUGAAGACGGACAGCUGGUCUUUAAACGCAUCGCCUCCUUGUUGGGGUGUUUUAUCAAUUUUUAUCCGCUUUUUUCCCAAGUUUUCUAGUUCCAGACAGUAGCCGCUUCGGGAAGCUAGCAUGCUAGCUCGCAGAUAUGGACGCUGUUUGGGGGAGAGUUGCGGACGGCUUAUCCGCCAAACAAGUUAGCUGCUCGGCUCAUCUGUUUACUCCCACCCGGAGAGAAAAACAGGAAUAAAUCYCUUUAUUUGCUGGGUUGUUAUUAGUAAUCAAACUGCGCGACUCCAUCACAACAACCUUUUUUUAAUUUUAUUUUUUCCCACAUCAUUUCUCAAUGUGUCUUUCCAAAUCUGCUGGAGCAGUUCAAGGUGUUGAGCUGACGUGACGUGAGGAGGGAGAAAGGCUUAGUAACUACAAAGAAGAAGAAGAAGAAGAAGAGGACCAAAAGAAGUUUUAAUAAAACACACAGCAGGACUCGGGAGGAAAGCUGAUGGACGCCUCUGUCAUGGCCGGGAGUCGAACCGCCACCGAAUUAAUCGCGAAAUUCUGUUUCUGCCUGACGAUUCUCCUGACUGCAGUGGCUGCGGCACAAGGUGAAGAAAGGGAGUGUGCCUUCUCGGACCAGCAGCAUCGGGAGGUGGAGCGAGUGGCUGGGGGUGAAGGCCAGGUCUCCCCAGAGAACACCACCAUUCGAUGCGCCAAGGGMAGCCACUGUUUCGGCCUGUGGGAGAAAAGUCCUCCAGGCGAAGUGCGGCUGGUCAAACAAGGUUGCUGGAGUCACCUGGGUGAUAACCAGGCCUGCCGUGACGACCGCUGCGUGGUGACCAACCUGCCCCCGCAGAUCCAGAAUGGAACGUUCCACUUCUGCUGCUGCGGCAGAGACAUGUGCAACYUCAACUUCACCGACGACUUCCCGUCGCCAAGCCCCACCACUGCACAGCCUAUAAAAGAUGCUGGCACGCUGCGCCACGGAGAGACGGUAAUUAUCGCCCUGGUAACGGUCUCCGUGCUUGCUGUGGUCGCCGUGGCAGCCUUCUUCGGUUACCGCAUGAUGCACGGAGACGGUAAACAAGGCCUGCACAACCUGAACAUGAUGGAAGCUGCUGGCUCUGAGAGCUCUCUGGACCUGGACAAUCUCAAACUGCUGGAGCUGAUCGGACGCGGRAGGUACGGCACCGUGUACGGCGGCUCUCUGGACGAGCGGCCCGUCGCCGUGAAGGUGUUCACCGCAGCCAACCGGCAGAACUUCAUCAACGAGUGCUCCAUCUACCGCCUGCCGCUGCUGGAGCACGAUAACAUCGCUCGCUUCGUGGCUGCCGACGAGCGGACGGGCCCAGAGGGACGUACAGAGUACCUGCUGGUCCUGGACUACUAUCCACAUGGGUCUUUGAGUCGCUACCUGAGCCUCCAGACCAACGACUGGGUCAGCAGCUGCCGCCUGGCUCACUCCGUCACCCGGGGCCUGGCGUACCUGCACACGGAGCUCUACAAAGGAGAUCUGUACAAGCCUGCAGUUUCCCACAGAGACCUGAACAGCCGCAACGUUCUCGUCAAGCCUGAUGGCACGUGCGUAGUCAUUGAUUUCGGUCUGUCCAUGAAGCUGACGGGGAACAGGCCGACGCGUCACGGAGAGGAGGAAAACGCUGCUAUAAGUGAGGUGGGGACAGUUCGUUACAUGGCUCCAGAGGUGCUGGAAGGUGCAGUGAACCUGAGGGACUGUGAAUCUGCGCUGAAGCAGGUGGACAUGUACGCCCUGGGCCUGGUCUACUGGGAGAUCUUCAUGAGAUGUACCGACCUUUUCCCUGGAGAAUCUGUGCCAGAGUACCAGAUGGCCUUUCAGGCAGAGGCAGGGAACCACCCGACGUUUGAGGACAUGCAGGUCCUGGUGUCCAGAGAGAAGCAACGACCCAAAUUCCCUGAGGCCUGGAAGGAGAACAGUCUGGCGGUCCGCUCCCUCAAAGAGACCAUGGAGGACUGUUGGGACCAGGACGCAGAGGCUCGCCUCACAGCCCAGUGCGCUGAAGAACGACUCGCCGAGCUGCUGCUCAUAUGGGACCGCUCCAAGUCCGUCAGUCCAACCCUCAACCCCAUGUCCACUACGCUGCACAAUGAGAGGAAUCGUAUGACCCCAAAGUCUGGUCCCUACACAGACCACCCCUCGACCUACAUUGAGGAGCAUGAAGGUGUAGCUAAAAACAUGCAGGUGGACUCCAGCAACUCCACAACAGGCAGAGCUGGGGUCGGAACCGGAGAGAGGAACCGGAAUUCCAUCAACCAGGAGCGGCAGCAGCAAGCCAACGCCCGCCUGCCCAGCCCAGAGGGCAGCAGCACCAGCAUGGGCCUGAGAGGCAGCCCGUCAGCCUCCACCACUACCACCACCAUCAUCUCUGAGUCUGAGGGACCCACAGGGACCGCCACAGUCCCAGUCUGCCUGCAUCUGACCCAGGAGGACCUGGAAACCACCAAGCUGGAUCCUAAAGAGGUGGACAAGAACCUGAAGGAGAGUUCUGACGAGAACCUGAUGGAGCACUCCCAGAAGCAGUUCUGCUCCCCGGACCCGCUGAGCCCCGGCAGUUCCAGCCUGCUAUACCCCCUCAUCAAGAUGGCCAGCGAAGCCUCGGGAACGUCAGAGCCCCCCGCAGUGGUGCCCGCCGCCAUCUUCCCCCUGCCCAAGCAGCAGAACCUGCCAAAGAGGCCGUCCAGUCUGCCGCUGAGGAACAAGCCCGCCAAGAAGGAGUCUUCCUCGCUCAGGUUCAAGUUUGGACGCUCGGGGAAGUCCAACCUGCGGCAGGUGGAGGGGGCGAAGAUCAACACGGGCGCAGUGCCCAGCACAAACACUGUCGAGGCACACACGGGCACCAAUAACAUACCCGUUCAGCACGAGGCGCACGCCAACGGAGCCCUCAACGGUCACAUUGGCGGAGGGAUCGCCAUCAUGGCAGCGGGAGGCAGCGGCGUGACUCAGAACGGAUCCYCGGCCCUGAGGUCCGACGACAGCCGGCUCAGCCUCGGCGUGAUCACGGCCAGCCCCGACGAACACGAGCCCCUCCUGAGCCGAGAGCGGGAGCAGCCCGACGUGAGGGACGGGUCCUCGAGCGUGAGCGCCCUGCGCUCGGCCCGCCCCAACACCAACAACAACAACAGCAACACCGGACGUGGCCAGGGCCAGGGCGAGGGCGGCAGUGGGGGCGAGAGCGACGCCGGAGAGGAGGAGGGCAGCGCCGAGGGAGGGAGCAGGGAAACUACGGGACCCCCGGGAGACAGUGCCGGGUCAGGGUCCACUGCAGCGGACCCCCCGAGGGAGGCUACGGUCAUCAUGAGAGGAGAGGCUCUGCUCAGGCAGCCCAGAAKUCGCCGACCAGAGAGACCCAACUCCCUGGACCUGUCCUUCACCACCCAGGACCUGGCCUCUCUAGGGGAGGGCGUGGUGCGGCCCGACGGCGCCCUGGGGACGGCUGACAAGAUCAAGAAGCGGGUGAAGACGCCGUACUCUUUGAAGAAGUGGCGGCCCACCACCUGGGUCAUCUCCACGGAUGCCCGGGGGCCCGAGGUCAACAACAACGGCUCGGCCCGCGCCCACAAUCAGAACGGGCCCAAGUCCGGCUCGGCCAUCUACCUGCAGGGCGGCGGCCUGACCAACGAGCCCGGUGACACGCAGGUGUGAACCCGACUGACCAGAACUGGACCCAUAGCACCUGGUCAGAGUGGGUUGUGAUGGUGUACAGUACUUUAGGCCCGUCUCUCUCCCGUGUGUCUCUCUAAUGGCAUUGCUUUAAAUGGAAUCCAGCUAUGCAGCUUCUUCUUCUUCAUCUUCAUCCUUUGUUUCUUCCUCGCGAGCGUAGCAUCGUUUCCUCUUGUUUGUUUGUUUGUUUUUUUUACUUCUUAUGUGCACUUUGAACAAAUCAGUGUUUUAAGUCUUGUCUGUUGCGACCAUAACAAAAAGUGGUCUCUAAAAAAAAAAAAAAAACAAAAGGCGAUGAAAAACAAUCAACACUUGGGAGUGUUCUCCUCGAGCUCCACAAAAAAUCCUAACGUCUUAAAAGACAGAACAAGCUACUUUUUUUAUGUUUGUUUCCUUUGAUUUGUAUGCAAUACCGUGUAUCCAUGUUUUAUGUAUCAUACUUUUUAAAUUGUGCAAUAGGAUGUAGUUUUAUCUUUUGAUGUCAUUUUAGCUUAUUUUUAAUCUUUGUUGCACUUAAUUGUCACAAUCGUUUUUGUAAACAAUCCGCCCCUCCUUCACCUUCCACCAGAAGAAAAUGGACGACAAUCCUCUCUUUUUUUCUCCUCCAACUCUUUACAAAAACUAACAAUCUAGACUGGGAAAGUGGAUUAUCUGUGAAGCGCUGCGCUCGUUUUUAAAACACUACAGUCGCCCUGAAUCCAAGCUGGUACACCUGACCUCACUGUGGACCUGUGUGUUUAUAGCUGUUUUCUUCAGGGGAAACACCACAAAACCCACAUUCUGCUCUUCAUAAUCACAAAGAAAAACAAACGAGAAACACUGAAGCACGCUGGAUAUUAUUUCUGCUUCUCAUCUUCAUCCCCUCGACGUCGGAGCGACUGUUUUUGUCGUUGAGGUGUAGCGCUGUACAUGCGUGCUAAAAAAUGUCAUUGUACCUUUUAUUGUUUUUUUGUUUUUUUGUCAGCGCUGCUGCUUUCGGGGCACAUGACAAGAUCUCAUUUAUGUUUUUGUAAUCUGUACUUUGUAUAAAAAAGAAACCCGACAAAUAUAUGUGUAUCGCAUUAAUAUUUGCAUAAUUUUUACAGAGCUCUGUUGUGCGUUGGAUGGACGCGGCCUUUGAUCCCAUUGCUACGCGUCUGCUCGGUACAGUUUCUGUAAACGUUUUCAACUCAUUAUGGAAGAAAAAUAUCAAUAAAUGUAUGAAACCACUGA